Molecule: messenger RNA, 1665 nt
Organism: Branchiostoma belcheri (Belcher's lancelet)
Lineage: Eukaryota; Metazoa; Chordata; Leptocardii; Amphioxiformes; Branchiostomatidae
Exons: 2
Coding region: 1-1665 (554 amino acids)
Source: RefSeq, a predicted model, not a curated record
AUGUAUCCUGAUUUCCUCAUGCAGCUAGCGCAGCCAGAUAUCAGACUAUUACGGCAGUGCAUAUCACUUAAUGUACAAAAUGGAAGCAAGAUAGAAAACGAUCUGUCCUUCGUGGUAAUAUUCCUGAAAUCAGACAAACGAGCUGAAAAUGUCACACACUUGUGUAAAUAUGCCUGGAAAGAUGCCAGUAGCGUGAACGUUGCUUUGGGCCACGAGGCUAAUCUGCGAAUCGUUCCUAUUUGUGAAGACAAAUUUGACAAAUCCCAGAGCGUUGCAGUAGUUCUGAAUGAUAUAACAGUUGGUGAACACGGAAAUUAUACUGAUAGGUACAGUAAAAACGUCAAAACUGCUUUUGGCCAUGAACCGAAAAAUGUGACAUGUCUUGUCAACACAGCCUGGGGGGAGACAUACCGUCAUGUUUUCACUUCGCCCCUGAUAGACACUCUUGAAGGCUCCUCCUGUGUAGAACAAAAGGAAACAGAUCAAAAGACGUUCCCAGCAGGCACAAGAAACCCUGAGAUCGAGAAUCUGACGAUUCCUUACACAGCUCGUACUGUGCCGGCACAGCCGGGUAAGAGGACAGCCCUACCUGUGCGUCUCGUCACUUUGUUAGCUGUGGUAGGACUUACUCUGAUAGCAAUGCUUCCCGUGACACGUUCACUCAGAAAGCAUGGCUACUGUUCAGGGGGUAACCAAGCCGCACAGCUUGCCCGUUCACGGGUAGGGUCUCCCCUCAGUAUUGCCUCCUUGAAUCACUGGAUGAUAGGUGGGGCCAGCGGCCAGGCUGUUACUGUCAACAUCAGGUACAGUACAGCAGGUCGCGAUAGAGCAACUGGUAGUGUUACUGAGCAAGCUUCGUGUUCAGGUGAUGAGCAUCCGUACAGCGAAAUUCCGGACGAAUACUACAACAAGUACCCAAACACUGACACAUACAACAAGUACGAAAAUACUGACACAUACAACAAGUACCAAAACACUGACACUUUACCGCCAGCCACAUACUGGGAGAUUCCCGACGAAUACUUCAACUACUACAACACGCAUCCAGCAUCGUUGCAUACUGCCCACUACGAAAACACCACAGGGCGCCCCCUGUCGUGCCCUCUGGCACUGCAGGAGCCUCUGUCGUCAGGCCAUGACGAUGAAGUACGUCCUGUGUCUUUCAAUGCCUCAGCAGCCCUUCCUAUGGUAAACUUACGGUGUAAGUCUUAUGGCACAGCCUCUAGAGCUGCAGCAGUUCCACAGCAUUAUGGAGUUGGUGCAAGAAAUGCACCCAUUCCAUCCUACGGAAUACCUGCAUCAGUCAACCGUAGAGCCCGAGGUACUAUGUCUUUGGUGGGUGAAUAUGGCAGAACGCAGCGUUCUAGUAAUAAAAUCAUUGCAUUAUACAGCAAUCCUCCUACUGCCACUAAAUUGCCUAAAACAGUGCAGACUAGCGUUAUGCUCAAAGAUGCAUUCAAACAUGAACCUGUAACGAAAGUAACCAAGAGCAACCGAAACAUGUCUAGUCCACCGACUGGACAUUUGAGCAUUGCCAGGUCCAAUGAGGAUACUUGGGCAACACCCGGGGAAGGCCGAAUUCACAGGUCAAAAACCUUCAGCAUUAAACUUACUAAUAAGACGUCACAGACAGACGAAGCACGUCUGCGCCGCAAAAGUCUCUAG